GACCCCACUGUGAUUCCCCAUCUAAUGUCUCUACUGAGCCGCUCACAGAGAACGCAGGAGUACAUCACGCAGAUCUUCUCCCACUGUUGUAAGACUCCGGAGCACCAGACGGUUCUUUUUAACCACGGCGCCAUCCAGAACAUCGCCCCUCUACUCAUCUCGCCCUCUUAUAAGGUCCGGAUGCAGGCGUUAAAGUGUUUCUCGGUCCUGGCCUACGAGAACACUCAGGUCUCCAUGACACUGGUGAAUGUGCUGGUGGACGGCGAGCUGCUCUCUCAGGUAUUUGUCAAAAUGAUGCAAAGGGAUCAACCCAUUGAAAUGCAGCUAACAGCAGCCAAAUGUCUAACGUACAUGUGUCGAGCGGGCGCCAUCAGGACGGACGACAGCUGUAUAGUCCUUAAGACUCUGCCGUGCCUCGUGCGAAUGUGCAGUAAAGAGCACCUGCUCGAGGAGCGAGUGGAGGGUGCGGAGACGCUGGCCUACCUGAUGGAGCCUGACGUGGAGCUGCAGAGGAUCGCGAGCACCACCGACCACCUGGUGGCCAUGCUGGCCGACUACUUUAAAUACCCGAGCUCUGUGUCGGCCAUCACCGACAUCAAGAGGCUGGACCAUGACCUGAAACACGCACACGAGCUGAGACAAGCCGCUUUCAAACUUUACGCCUCGCUGGGCUCCAACGACGAGGACAUCCGCAAAAAGAUCACAGAGACGGAGAACAUGAUGGACCGGAUAGUCAGCGGCCUAUCAGAAUCCAGCAUUAAAGUCCGCUUGGCGGCCGUCAGGUACGAAACGAGUCUUUAGUGACACGAAAGUUUUAAAAAUAAUUCUAU
Plectropomus leopardus (leopard coralgrouper) is the source of this 830-nucleotide messenger RNA. The record is from RefSeq and is a predicted model, not a curated record. Lineage: Eukaryota; Metazoa; Chordata; Actinopteri; Perciformes; Serranidae.